UGGGAUUGUCCCGGGAGCUGGCGGUUGGCUGGCCCGAUGUGGGCCGGCCGAGAGCCGAGGAGGGUCCCGGGAUCUGCCGCUCCGCCACCUCCUCGGGAGGCAGUGCCCGGCGCCUUAGCGAACGGACCAUGUACACAAUCAGCCGGGGCCCCAGCCGGCUGGCCACUCAGCGGAGGACGGGACCAUCCCAGCAGAUCGAAGCCAAGCCCGGCUGCGACGUGAAGCAGAAGCCGACGGGGAGUGGCCCAGCGCCCAAGCUGGUAUUUAACCGAGUGAAUGGGAAACGUUACCCGACGCCGUGCGCUGCGGAGCGCAGAGAGGAGGAACACACACCAGCGCAUGAGGAGAACGUGCGAUUUGUCUAUGAAGCCUGGCAGCAGGUGGAACAACAGCUCGGGGCCAGCCGGCGACCGGACAGCAGCCAGAGUCCCCGUGGAACAGUGGAGUACGUGGAGAAGACACCAAGCCAAAACUUGAACAACUUUGUCCCCAUCGACCUGGAGGAAUGGUGGGCGAAACAGUUCCUGGCCAACAUUCAGAACUCGUCUUAGAGCCACUGGACUGGUCCUAUCUGACGGGGGACGACAGCAGUCGCCAACAAGUGGAUUUCUUCAGACCUCUCCUUCCUCUCGCUGUGUCUUGUACAGAGCGAAGAUGUUUCUAUAGAAACCAAAUCAGCUGAGAUACUCGGCAGCAACCAUUGGGCCUUUGGCCUUUGCUCUGAUUGGGUGAAAUCCCCUGCCUUUCUGCAAUAAAGCAGCAAAUUUUCAGCGAAGUAUCCCAGGUCAUCUUCACAAGGCUUCAAAAGAGAUUUGUGUCUUCUCGGACUGGAUGGAUGUGUUAAUUCUGUGCUAGUCCACAUCUGGUGACAUCCUAGAAUACCUGGCCUUAGGAUUGAGCCAGAUCUGCCUCAUGAAUUGAGGAGCCUCCAUCAACUGACUGAGGGGAUAAACUUGGCAUAUGGGAGCCCUGGUCAAACCAGCACCUUCUUUUCCUUGCUUCCCCCCACCAUCCCUGGAAUGAGGUGACAUCACUCUGUUCUCCAACCACUGUGCCAGCAUUAACUACCUUGCCUCUUUUCCUGACAUCCACAGAACACAUUCCUCAGAACCACCCUACCUGUAAACGAGAAAUUCCCAUGAAGUAAAUGUUAAAUGUUGCAGGGCUUUGGGAACUCUCCCCUCUCCCCUGAUAUUCACAUGUGGGUGAAGGUUUCCCAUCCUUUCCAGGCAGACUCCUCCAGAUGGCAUACAAGCCAGCCUGUUUCCCAGGGAUGUGGGUCGAGUGGCUGUUGGCUGCUUAGUGGGGAUGUAGCUGUAACUCUGUGAAUGGCAUCAUCAGGAUCCCAGAGGCUUUCUCCCUCCACCGCAACAAAAUGGCUAUUUCCUUCCUCUUAUUUCCUGAAACCGUGAGGGAUUUGAAACAGCACCACUCGUGAUUUAGUAGCUGCCUACGAUGCUUGGAGAAUGCACUGUGAUCCCCACUGCCUUAAUGCCCAGUAGAGAGCCAGAGGCAACCUCUGGGUUUGCGACAGACCAGCAUCUCAAACUACCUAUCACACUGUAGCCUUUUGUGGUGUCUGUUAUCCUUCAGGUAUAGUGAGUGAAGGUGGGGUGGGGGAGUUGAGGUCACACCUACCUGAGGACAGUAGGCCUGUAUUGAUGAACACUUCAGCUGAGGGUGACCUGGUUACCUCUCCAGUGCCCUCUGCUGGUUUACAUCAGAGUUCCUGCCUUUUAGCUGACCUUCUAUGGUCCUGUGUUGUUGGCUCAGCCAUAUCUGACUGCAUCACUUCCCUGGCCCCACCCUGGGCCUGUCUGCUCGCUAGGGUGCAGGCGUCUGUUAUCUUACCACCCCACCCAUGGCAGGAAGGACCAGCUGGACCCCAAAUUUCUCCAUUGAUCUGUGGGAGAUGGUACUACAACCUAUCUCACUCACAUUCUGUCCCUGGAGUGCGAUAAGCACUGCAUAACAGCUAUCUCCAUCCAAAAUAAAUCUGGAAUAACUUAGGAUUGUGGGGGGGGGGGGGGGGGGCUGUUGUAUAGGACAUUUCAACGCUGCGUCCAGCCUGAGGAGCUGUGCUGUCUCCUCCCACCCCACUGCCCCGUAUUCCAGUGUCUUUGCUUUACAGGUUCAUGUUUAUUUCCCAAGUCCUUUCUGCCCUCGAGUUUAUUAAUGUAGAUGUCCCCAUCUCCUGGGAUACCAAGUUUCCCUCCCACUUUACUUGUGGUACUUAGUUCUCUUCUUCCCACCAGGUUUACAGUUCUUUGUCCCCCUGCCUUACACCUGCAUUCUCAUAAACCUGUCCCCAUCACUGCUUUCCCCUACAUCCAACCUGUCCCAAACACUGCUCCUCCUCUCACAUCUCACCCCACGUAGCUCCAAGUUGUCACCGAGUUCUGACGGGUUACAUGAUAAAUUCAUCUAAAGCAUUAAUCAUGGAUUGUAAGGUGAAUCUAGUUUUGGUUCAUUAACUAAUCCCCAAUCCACACAAAUAUUACCAGCAGUUGGUGACCUCCUGUAUGGAACCUUGCUGAAGCAAGUUGUGACUCCAUCUCUACUGGCUUCCACAGACUACAAGUUACAUCGGUCAGAUGCAAACUCUUUUCACAUCAUGACCUCCCUAAUCCAAUUAAGAUUACCACUAAAUUCCCCAUUAGGACCUUGUCCCUAUUGAUAUAAUUUCAAGCAUUUUCCAUUGAUAUCAACCUACUACCCUUCUCUCCCCCGCACAAUAACAGCAAUGGAUCCCUUCCCUCCCCCACACAGUAAGGGCAAUGGGUCCCUGCUCUCCCCCGCGCAGUAAGGGCAAUGGAUCCCUUCCCUCCCCCGCACAGUAAGGGCAAUGGGUCCCUGCUCUCCCCCACACAGUAAGGGCAAUGGGUCCCUGCUCUCCCCCACACAGUAAGGGCAAUGGAUCCCUUCCCUCCCCCGCACAGUAAGGGCAAUGGAUCCCUUCCCUCCCCCACACAGUAAGGGCAAUGGGUCCCUGCUCUCCCCCGCACAGUAAGGGCAAUGGGUCCCUUCCCUCCCCCACACAGUAAGGGCAAUGGGUCCCUGCUCUCCCCCGCACAGUAAGGGCAAUGGGUCCCUUCCCUCCCCCGCACAGUAAGGGCAAUGGGUCCCCUGCUCUCCCCCACACAGUAAGGGAAAUGAGUCCCUGCUCUCCCCCGCACAGUAAGGGCAAUGGGUCCCUGCUCUCCCCCGCACAGUAAGGGCAAUGGGUCCCCUGCUCUCCCCCACACAGUAAGGGAAAUGGGUCCCUGCUCUCCCCCGCACAGUAAGGGCAAUGGGUCCCCUGCUCUCCCCCGCACAGUAAGGGCAAUGGGUCCCUGCUCUCCCCCGCACAGUAAGGCUUCUUUUGACACGGAUCUUUGUUCUGAAGUCCCAGGGAAUGGUAAAGAUGCAUCCAGUGACCCAGAGUUGCUGAUGUGUGCACACGUGCAGGAUAAAGUGGGGCCAUGGCUCUGUGUAGAUCAGUCUUAUGGAACAAGAUGAAUAGUAUUUAUUCAGAUUUUUAAACUAUGCAACAAGAUGUAAUAUUUUCCACUGUGACUGAUAUAAGAAUGGGAAGGGUGAAAAAAGUAAAUUGGGGGGGUCAGGGCUCUGGAGAGAAGUCCACGUUAAUGUUCUCUCUCUGGUUGACAAGCUGGAACAGCACUGCCCAGUGUGACUGAAGAUAACAUCGUUUCUGAGCCUGUGUAAGUGUAAAAAAUAAAUCCGUGCUGGAUGACUAAUCUGAAAGGAAAAUAAACAGAUCAAAUUUAUUUAUCUAAA
Molecule: messenger RNA, 3777 nt
Organism: Hypanus sabinus (Atlantic stingray)
Lineage: Eukaryota; Metazoa; Chordata; Chondrichthyes; Myliobatiformes; Dasyatidae
Gene: mcrip2
Product: MAPK regulated corepressor interacting protein 2
Exons: 5
Coding region: 129-551 (140 amino acids)
Source: RefSeq, a predicted model, not a curated record